AUGGGAAAUAAAUAAUAUAUUGAUAAAGAGAAUUGCUAUGAGAUCAAAGUUGAAUUUAUGACCAAAAAACAAAAGCAAAAGAAAGAUGAAAUUUUGGCAAAUUUUGAAGAAGUCAAGCUCGUUGAUGAUUUUGAGAUUUAUUUGAAUAAAGAAGACUAGUAUGAUGUUGAUUUCAGAGAUUCGAUAUUUGUACCUAAGAAUUUGAGCGAAAUAGAAGUAGACUUCGUUAUAAAGCAUUUAUAUGGAGAUUAAUUUUAAAAAACAAAAGAUGAUUUUGAAUACCCUGAAUUAAAUGAAUUUGUUAAAACAAAAGUCAAAAAAAUUAUUUGCAUACUUUUAAACAACAGAAUAAUUACUGAUCGAAAAUAAAAACUUUAUAUGUCUUAAUGCCUUCAUACAACUCCUGUUUUUGAAAUAAUAUAUGAAAAGAACUCCUUUUUUGAGGCAUUAGGAAAACAGGCGGUCUAUAAAAUAAAAAAAUUUCGCAAAAAUUUUAUGAAGGACAUAACAGAUUUCUUAGGUUUAACAUGUCUUGUAGAAUCAAUUUAAUCAGGAAGUAGAUUUGGCAUGGUGAGUUCGCUUUUCUCUAAAAAAAUUCUUUAAUUUGCUGGUAAAUCUGUUUUCGGAGAUAAUAUUGGCUUAGGGGUAUUUUUCUCAAUAUUAAGGCUCUUCUUCCCCUUUGUUACUCCAAUCUUGUUUUUGCUAAGAUUGAAUUGA
Tetrahymena thermophila SB210 is the source of this 717-nucleotide messenger RNA. RefSeq names its product transmembrane protein, putative. The transcript has a single exon. The record is from RefSeq and is a predicted model, not a curated record. NCBI's taxonomy places the organism in Eukaryota, Ciliophora, Oligohymenophorea, Hymenostomatida, Tetrahymenidae.